AAUUUUAGUUCACUGACAUUUUAUAUGAUUUACCUUGUUGGAUAAUACUGCACUAGGUUUACACCUUAUGAAACACAUUGCAUCCAAGAUAAACACUUAACAGUGGUCAAGGUGUUGAGGUCUGCAUGGAGUUUUAUUACAAUCAUACUGACUUGGUACACACAAACUCUCCUCAGAUAACCUGCCAAUGACCUAAUCUAUUCUUUGUUGGAAGAGGUGAUUAUCUUGAUCGUUCACAGAAUUGCCGCUCUCUAUUGACUACUUGACAAAGGGGCCAGUCUUUUCACUACGUACCAACUUAUCUCAAAUUGCUUAAAAGGUAGAAAUGGGGUUUGAAAGAAAAAAAAGAGAAGCAUAGCAUAGAGACUGUAAAGAUAAGACUUGGGGUAAUUAACAGUAAAAUGUUUCUGUGAUACUCCUUCAUCCAUUGGCUGUUGGGGGGGUGGAGGACUUGUAAGUGUGUGACUACAGCUGAUGUAGGGAUCUUUAUAUUAAAAAGGGAGGUGAUGGUUCAGGCCACUUUAUGCCAUCAUGGGUUACAAAGCAUUGCACUAUUUCAGUGUGGUUUGUACUGCAGUGACUGUCAUGUGUAGUGUACGGAGCACUCCAAGCCCUUCGAGCACUCUCCAAGCCUUGCAUUGUCCACCCUGUGAGCGCAUCCACUGUUCGCCAAGAAGGGCACUGAGGCUCCAGUGUAAGGGUGGUGUAACUACAGGCGUCUGUGGCUGCUGCCCUGCAUGUGCAAAACAAGCCGGAGAGAGCUGUGGAGGAACAUGGGACUACCUGGGGAAGUGUGAUGAAGGCUUGGUGUGUGUGUACCAGGAACCUGCUGAGAGUAAGCCAGAAGCAGAGAGCAAGGGGAUCUGCAAAUCAGUACUGGAAGUCCUUGAAAGAGACACUUGUCGUCCAGACUGUACAUGGGAAUUCUGUCAGGCAAACCCCAAUGAAAUCUGCUCUGCCAGGUCUGUGUCAGUGGAAAAGCGCGAGUGUGGAGGUUUCUGUCAACACACCACCUGCUCCAGCUGUUUGAUACUCAGACGUCCAGUGUGUUCUCAGGCUUGUGCACAAACAGACCAUUCCUGCCUGCAUCGUUUUGGGAGGUGUGUGCACAGCCACGUGGAGGUGCACAGACAGGCAGUCUGCCACCAAAACCUGCAGAGCAACAGUGAGGGCUUCUUCAUGUGUCUGGCUCCUGCUUGUCCAGAUGCAGCAGAAUAAUUCUGCAUUUGUACGGGACCUGCUCCAACAUGAUCGACUGAUUUAAAAAAUGUAGCAUAUUAAGGCAGCUAUUUUUACAUGAUUCAUUUUUUUUAACCUUUGUGAUUGCAGAUCACAGAUAGCAAAUUGAAUCAGUUUAUACAAUGUGAUUUAUUCCUGUGCAUUUGUAUUUAUAAAACAUGGGCUUUAUUUUUAGAUGUUUUUAAGAGAUUCAAUCAAUGCCGGUAUUAAAUAAAUGGAUUUUCUUUUUUUUAAAUAAAUUGAAUGAAAUUAUAAAAGUCA
Molecule: messenger RNA, 1500 nt
Organism: Tachysurus fulvidraco (yellow catfish)
Lineage: Eukaryota; Metazoa; Chordata; Actinopteri; Siluriformes; Bagridae
Product: IGFBP domain-containing protein
Exons: 4
Coding region: 532-1218 (228 amino acids)
Biological process (GO): regulation of signal transduction; regulation of cell growth
Cellular component (GO): extracellular region
Molecular function (GO): insulin-like growth factor binding
Source: RefSeq, a predicted model, not a curated record